Molecule: messenger RNA, 992 nt
Organism: Coffea arabica (coffee)
Lineage: Eukaryota; Viridiplantae; Streptophyta; Magnoliopsida; Gentianales; Rubiaceae
Product: AIG2-like protein D
Source: RefSeq, a predicted model, not a curated record
GUACUAAAACUAAACUAAACCAGAAGGUUGGCAGAGUAAAAUAGUAAAUCUAUCAAUCAUAUUCAUCAAUGGCGUCGACGAACCCUCAGCCGGUGGCUGCACUGCAUAACGUGUUUGUCUACGGCAGCCUCUUAGCUGACGACGUCGCUCGUGUCCUCCUGAAUCGUGUCCCUGCUUCGUCGCCGGCCAUCCUCCAUGACUACCAUCGGUUUAGCAUCAAAGGAAGAGUUUACCCAGCAAUCCUACCUAUUGAAAAUAAGCAAGUAUCUGGGAAGGUUUGCUAUUGAAUUGGAGCAUUUGACCCUUAGAAAGUGGAACACCUUUUCUCUAGUUUUUGUGCAGGUUCUUUCGGGCAUUACUCCUUUUGAGUUGCAUAUUCUCGAUGAGUUUGAGGAUGUUGAGUAUGAAAGGCAGACUGUUGAUGUUUAUUUGAUGGAUAGCUCUGAAAAGUUGCAGGUAAGCACUUAUGUUUGGAGCAACAAGACUGACCCAAAGCUAUAUGGAGAGUGGGAUUUUGAGGAAUGGAAACGCUUGCACAAGGAAGAAUUUAUAAAGAUGUCACUUGGUUUUAUGGAAGAACUGCAGCUACCUGAAUCAAAGCCCAGGGUGACAACUUAUGAAUCUUUCUUUCAGCCAAAAAAUGAUGGUCAGAGUUGAGCACCUUGACAUGAAUCCUUAACAUCAUGCUUCGUGGAUCAUGACGGGUGAUUCAUUCAUAUGUGCUGCAAUUUAUACAGUGUAUAUAAUUAGCCUAUGAACUUGGGCUUUAUUUGGGGGCCACUAUCUAAGCAGUUGCAAUAGGAGCUAAAAUAACACCAGAGUGGUUUCAUUUGCCUUGAUCAUGGAACCUGUCCUUGACAUGGCCAGCAAUAUACAGUAUCAAAUUCUCCAUCUUCAAUUUUCAAUAAUUUUUUUGCUCAAAUUUGUAUGAAGCAUAUGCAUUGUUAUAAUGGCAUUCACUGAUGCGAUGUGGUCCACAUAUUUACAUAGUA